AUGGAAUUCAUGCUCUCCAAAAUAAGUGCGCUGAAUGCUGCCGACAUCAUCCGCAGGUCUUCUUCUCAGGAAGUGGCUGGAGAUCCAGGAAUGUUCCUUUCACAGUACAGACCCAUGAAAAACUCCAACAUCCUUAACAACUCCAGCACCAUCACUGGCUUCAUCCUCCUGGGCUUCCCUUGCCCCAGGGAGGGGCAGAUCCUCCUCUUUCUGCUCUUCUCUGUUGUCUACCUCCUGACCCUCAUGGGCAAUGGUUCCAUCAUCUGUGCUGUGCGCUGGGAUCAGAGACUCCACACCCCCAUGUACAUCCUGCUCGCCAACUUCUCCUUCCUGGAGAUCUGCUACGUCACCUCCACUGUCCCCAACAUGUUGGCCAACUUCCUCUCUGACACCAAGGUCAUCUCCUUCUCUGGGUGCUUUGUCCAGUUCUACUUUUUCUUCUCCUUGGGUUCUACAGAAUGCUUUUUCUUGGCUAUUAUGGCAUUUGAUCGAUACCUUGCUAUCUGCUGGCCCCUACGUUACCCCACUCUUAUGACUGGACGUCUCUGCACCAAUCUUGUGGUCAGCUGCUGGGUACUUGGUUUCCUCUGGUUCCCAGUCCCUAUCAUCAUCAUUUCCCAGAUGUCCUUCCGUGGAUCUAAGAUUAUUGACCACUUCCUCUGUGACCCCGGUCCUUUGUUAGCACUCGCCUGUGCCAGAGCCCCAGUAAUGGAGUUUUAUUGGACUUUCAUAAGUUCUUUGCUGUUAUUUAUGCCUUUUCUCUGCAUCAUGGGGUCCUAUGCUCUGCUCCUGAGAGCUGUGUUUAGUUUGUCUUCAGCAGCCGGACGAAGAAAGGCUUUCUCCACCUGUGGUUCUCAUCUGGCUGUGGUUUCACUCUUCUAUGGGUCAGUGAUGGUCAUGUAUCUGAGCCCAGCAUCUGAACAUGAAGCUGGAAUGCAGAAGCUUGUGACUCUGUUUUAUUCUGUGGGAACCCCACUCAUUAAUCCCGUGAUCUAUAGUCUGAGGAACAAAGAUAUGAAACAUGCCCUGAAGAAAUUUAUGGGAACAUAA
Molecule: messenger RNA, 1050 nt
Organism: Equus caballus (horse)
Lineage: Eukaryota; Metazoa; Chordata; Mammalia; Perissodactyla; Equidae
Source: RefSeq, a predicted model, not a curated record